Molecule: messenger RNA, 924 nt
Organism: Suncus etruscus (white-toothed pygmy shrew)
Lineage: Eukaryota; Metazoa; Chordata; Mammalia; Eulipotyphla; Soricidae
Gene: ODAPH
Product: odontogenesis associated phosphoprotein
Exons: 5
Coding region: 1-924 (307 amino acids)
Biological process (GO): positive regulation of enamel mineralization
Source: RefSeq, a predicted model, not a curated record
AUGGCUCAUAGGUUCACCGUCUCUUGGCUCCUGGUCUACUGGCUGGUGGGGACUGUCGCGGAAGCUAACGGUUUCCAGCUGAAUGACAGCAAUAUCCACCUCAGUGCCUCCCUCUACUCUCCUACCCCCUCAGCAUGGACCCCUGCCCGCAGGGAACCCCUGCCCACAGGAGAUUUGGGGAGUCACGAAGUUAUUCGUGAGUCACUGAAGAGGAUCCGACCUGAAAUGAAAAGAGGGACUGGGAAAAUAAUGAGACUCAAGGCGAGGAUCCGAUCAAGAGUCCACUUUAAUGAGGGAGAAGCAAGCUUAUACACCAUGAGCAAAACAAAGAAGGUAGGGGAUGGUCCAGGGGGGCAGGAAGUGUCUGCAGCUGCAGUGUGCAGCUUGUCACCUAGUGUUUUAACUCAGGCAUCAGAGACUCCAUUUUGCUCUCUAACUGAAGGGCCUCCAACACCAAAUCUUCAUCUAAUUCUUUUUCUUCCAGCCUUUCUCCCCUGUGAAGCAGCUUCUUCUGCCUCUGUUUCGGAUACAUAUCCUGACCUACUGUUUUCUCCCACAGGACGGGGAGACAGUCCACCUGGAGUGGACCCGACAGACUGCCAGAUCUUCACCCUCACUCCUCCACCAAUCACAAGACACCCAGUGACAAGGUCCCCACCCUUUAUCUGGACACCCAAGUGUCCCAUUCAUCGUCUUCCACCACGAAGGCCAGGCAUCUACAUUCCAUAUCCAAACAGUCCUCCAAGGUGCAAGCACCGUUUUCAACUCCGUCCAAUUUGGAGACCACUAAAUCGCUUUUCAAAUUAUAGAUAUGUCCGCACAAGACAGCUCCAGAAAGGAAGUUCAUCUGAGAGCAGAGAGAAAAUAAAAACCCCAAACAGGCUGAAGCAAAGGAAAAGAAUGCUUCAGAAAAGACUAAAAUAA